CAGAUGCGUCACAAGAUAGAGGGUCGCCGUAAGAAGGUGGCGAUGAUCGGCGACAGGGCGAGUGGUCAGAGCGGUCUGCUAGCUGCCUUCAGUAACAUCGUAUGGCCUGCUGUGUACGUGCCUUCAGUCUUCUCGAGUUUUGAUGUCAGCCUGAAGGAUUACAACACACAGAUGGAAUUCGCCGUGUGGGGGACGUCAGGCCUAGAAACCUGUCAUCUUCUCCGCCGCCUCUUCUACCACGGCGCCAACAUCAUCGUCGUCUGCUACUCCAUCGACAACCCCAGAAGUCUGGACAACAUUCCACGGAAAUGGCUACCGGAAGUGAACAAGGUGUGCCCGGAUGUUCCGCUGAUCCUCGUGGGCAACAACAAGCACGCACGUCAUGAUGACGUCAUCACACAGGCGAUGGCAAAGUGUCACAUGUCGCCGGUGAGCUAUGACGACGGUCUGCAGAUGUCCAAGUUCAUAGGAGCCGUCACGUACUUGGAGUGUUCGGCGAAAACUGGGGAAGGGAUCUGUGACGUGUUCGAGACGGCUAAACAAUCGGCUCUGAAAGAAUAAAAAAAUAAACAAACAAAACCAUAUCACCAACAAGAAAAAACCCAUAAAUGACAAAGAAAGAAAGAACAAAUAUCAAAACAAAAAACAAAACAAAAAAAAACGGAAAAAGAA
Gigantopelta aegis is the source of this 672-nucleotide messenger RNA. RefSeq names its product ras-like GTP-binding protein RHO. Lineage: Eukaryota; Metazoa; Mollusca; Gastropoda; Neomphalida; Peltospiridae. The record is from RefSeq and is a predicted model, not a curated record. Gene Ontology annotation, molecular function: GTPase activity; GTP binding. Bases 4 to 561 code for a protein of 185 amino acids. The transcript has 2 exons. Gene Ontology annotation, biological process: cell migration; small GTPase-mediated signal transduction.